UCAUUGCGGCUUGGAAUGCUCUUGAAGAAAAGAUUUGGAGUUAUGCUCUGGACAAAGUUUCAAACGGAAGGACGGACAGAGAGACGGGACCAAUUACUAAUCCCAUCCGAAAUUUCGGCGGGGAUAAAAAGUUGGGAGUUCUGGCUUCUGCUUCUGAAGGUUGAAGUUUCACAUGUGCGGUUACUUUUGCUCGGUUUGCAUCACAUAGAAAGUAUGUCAUCUCAGAUCGAGGUGCCGUAUAUCGACAAACUGUUCGAAGCUGACGGGUAUUUGAGACUUCAUGAAGGAGAAAUCCGUAGAAGGUAUGGAUGCUUCAAGAAGCUGUUAAGCCAGAUAGAUGCAAACGAAGGUGGUCUCGAGAAGUUUACACGUGGCUAUGAGAGGUUUGGCAUUCAUAGGACCUCGGAUAACGGCAUCCACGUGCUAGAGUGGGCACCAAUGGCAGAGGGAAUCUACCUAAGAGGAGAUUUCAAUAGUUGGAACCAGACCCAGUACCCAUUCAAGAAGCUGGACUUUGGGAAAUGGGAGUUGACCAUUCCACCGAAUCCUGAUGGAAGCUGUCCCAUCAAGCACAACACCAAAGUAAAGUUGGUUAUGCACACAAGGGGAGGUAAAAUGGAGGACCGUUUGUGCCCUUGGGCGAAGAGAGUCACGAGAGAAGAGAAGGUUCCCGUAUAUGACCAGGUGUUCUGGGACCCACCAGAACAAUAUGUGUUUAAACACAAGCACCCAAAGCAGCCAGCUAGUUUAAGAAUCUACGAAAGUCACGUUGGAAUAGCCUCAUGGCAGGGAAAAGUGGCCUCCUACCCUGAAUUCACCAGAGAUAUGCUGCCACGUAUCGCCAAACUAGGUUAUAAUGCCAUACAACUGAUGGCUAUAAUGGAGCACGCCUACUAUGCCAGCUUUGGGUACCAAGUGACAAGUUUCUUUGCUGCUUCUGGUCGCUUUGGCACCCCAGAAGAACUCAAGGAACUUGUUGACACGGCUCAUAGCCUAGGAAUCGUUGUGUUGCUGGAUGUCGUACAUAGCCACGCCUCCAAGAAUGUUGUCGACGGUCUGAACAUGUUUGACGGCUCGGACUCAUGCUACUUCCACAGCGGCGGGAAAGGAACCCAUGAUCUGUGGGACUCCCGUCUGUUUAACUAUACACAGUGGGAGACCUUGAGGUUUCUGCUGUCAAACCUCCGCUGGUGGAUUGAAGAGUACCAGUUUGAUGGCUUCCGCUUCGACGGCGUCACUUCCAUGCUCUAUCACUCCCAUGGAAUAGGUCAUGGCUUCAGCGGGGACUAUAACGAGUACUUUGGACUGAACACUGACACUGACUCACUGGUCUACAUGAUGAUGUCCAACCACAUGCUGCAUACACUGUACCCAGACUUCAUAAUCACCAUUGCAGAGGAUGUAUCCGGAAUGCCAGCUCUAUGCAGGCACGUGUCAGAAGGGGGUGGUGGUUUUGACUAUCGACUUGCCAUGGCUCUACCUGACAUGUGGAUAAAGAAUCUAAAAGAGAAAUCGGACGAUGACUGGGAUUUUUCCAACAUCAUUCACACGUUGACCAACCGACGCUACACUGAAAAGUGUAUUGCAUACGCAGAAAGUCACGACCAGGCGCUUGUGGGUGACAAAACUCUGGCCUUCUGGCUGAUGGACAAGGAGAUGUACACUCAUAUGUCUGAGCUGGCUCCACCCAGCUUGAUCAUUGACCGAGGCAUGGCACUCCACAAGAUGAUACGUCUGAUCACCAUGGGCCUUGGCGGGGAGGGCUACCUGAACUUCAUAGGCAACGAAUUUGGUCACCCGGAGUGGCUGGACUUUCCCAGAGUGGGAAACAAUGAGAGCUUCCACUACUGCCGUCGCCAGUGGAAUCUAGUGGAUGACAACCUCCUAAAGUACAAGUACCUUGCCAACUUUGACCGGGACAUGCAGCAUCUAGAGAAACAUUAUGGCUGGCUGGCCCCAGGGGCGCAGCAAUAUGUGAGCCGCAAACACCAGAGUGACAAGGUGGUGGUGUUUGAACGGGUCAACAAGUUGGUGUUCAUCUUCAAUUUCCACGCUAACAAGAGCUACACUGACUACAAGAUUGGUGUCAAUGUGCCUGGAAAGUACAAGAUAGUACUGGACUCGGACUCUGGCGUGUAUGGGGGUCACAAGCGACUUGACCACAGUACUGAUUUCUUCACGUUCAACGAAGCGUGGGACGAUAGGCAGAAUGCAUUGAUGGUAUACAUCCCAUGCCGGACUGCUAUAGUUCUGGCAAAACAAGACUGAUGAUAGUGGAGUCUUCUUUUCUAGUCUUACAGCUACAUGGCUGGUCAUCAGAAUCACCAUAGUAGUGUUUAAGGGCCAUAUUGACAGAAUUUGAAGAAAAACUUAUGCAUUUUGAUAUGAAGAAAAAAAUAUUGACCCAUUUUAAAUUGAUAAUCCAUGCUGAACAAGCGGCAUUCGUACUGUUAAAGUCGUCAGUUGAAAUUUGCGCAUUAUUUUUCUGCACAAGAAUGAUAUAUCUUUCAAAUGCCUGCUUGUGUUUUAUCAAUAUUUAAUUGUUGAUGGACUAUAGAUGUGCUCCUUGAAAACAAUAAAAGAUGGGUGGAUAGAGACAGGUUGUGGAAUCUGAUCAUGCAGUAUUGACAUGGGCGAAAGAAGUGUGAUUUUUCAUGUAAAAUAAUGUGUAAGCAAUUUUUUAAGCAAUACAUUUAAUCAGGGAUGCCUGGGAUAUCCAAUAUUUUUAAAGUUUUUGACAUUUAAGCUUUUAAUAUAUUAUAAUCCACGCCAAUUAAGAUUUUGUAGGUACACCAAACUAAGUUUCAUGCAAUUUUUUCCCACAUAUGUUGAUUUAUUCACAUGAAAUAGAACACAUGUUGUUUUCAUGACCUCCUUCAAAGAAGAUUGCACUCACCAUUCCCUCUGUUAGUCUAUGCGAAGUUUCCUGUCUUGGCAAUAAAUUAACCAUAAAUUAAAUGGAUUUAAAUAUAUAGCUGCAAAUGUCCAUCAUCAUAAGACCACUUGUUGCAUGAAGCACCUGUCUCCCUAUCUCAAGGUCAAGGUCACACUUAGAUGCUAAAGGUAAAAACUUAGCAAUAAAACAGCUUACAGCGGAGUUCUAAAACAAAAGUUAACUCUUUCAGUGCUGGAACCGAAUUUUGAAGGCCUUUGCAAACAGUUUGGAUCCAGAUGAGACGCCACAGAACGUGGCGUCUCAUCAGGAUCUAAACUGUUUGCUAUUCUGAUAGUAUUCUUUGGAAAAAAAUCGACGACAAAUUUCCCAGCAUGCAAAGGGUUAAAGGUGGGUGUGUCUGUGCAUUUCUGACACUUGUUAGUUUAAAAUUAUUUCUUGCAUACCUUAGUUGGAAUGAAUUUUGAGAUUUAAUGUUUAGUAUUCCUUUUACUCAGUGUUUUUGUAUGAUCCCUGUUGUGCUAGACAAGUUAACCACACUAGUCUAGGUAAAUUGUAAGGUUUUUAACCUUUUAAUUUUAGUAACUAUAUACAGUGGUAAAACUGUUAAGUUUGCUUCAAUUAACUCAUUUUGAAUUACAAUGAGUAUUACUUAUUGGUGCAUUUGUUGUUGUGUUGUGAUAGUGAUGUGUUUUCACGUGAUGUAUGCUUGUAAAGCCAACAUUUUUAGGGGGAAAAAAGAACAAACACAUUGCAAGGGAGGCAACUCUUCUAUUUCUGAGUCGAAAUUUAUUUAAAAGAGUUCUCUUUGAAUGAAAAUGAACGUUCAGACUGAAAUAUGUGCUACCAAUUAAUGCCAUGGAUAAAAACAAUAACAGUUUAAUGCAUGUUGCUUUUUAUCAAAACUCUGUACAAAAAUGUGAAUACUAAAUAUAUGCCUAUAUUUAAACAAUUGUGUGGUUGUUUACUCUGCAUAUUUUGAUUGUAUAAUUUGUAAAUUUGUCUGCAGUUUAUUGUGAAUUGAAUAUUUAAUCGUAUGCCUAUCUAUUUAAAACUGCUUUGUUGAUUCACCGGUUCUCAUUUUAUGAAUGCGGCUUUGAUACAGAAUAUUGAUCUAAAAAUUUUUAAAUGUUUUCAAUCAAUAUCAACAAAAAAAAUAAACAAAACAAAUGCUUCAUUUUCGUGAUUAAUGAAAACUUUGGUGUGUAAUAUCAGAUAUCUUUUAUGUAAUAUGUUUGAGGUAAAUAUGAAUGGCAAAAUACGUACUAAUUUCAGUUUUCCACAUUGAAACUGAACUUCGUUAUUGACAAAUUACUUCAAUUAAACGUCAUGAUAUGAUGUAUAUUUUACCUGGUGUACGCAAAUAUUUAUCAAUAAAUCUACACAUUUCGGUCAGCUUAAUAUUCAAUCGUUAAUAUAAGUGCUUUGGAAAUUAUUCUUAAGUUUCAAGUUUCAAUCAUGGACCAGUGUGUUUUUUUUCAUUCACACAGAUUGUCAAGAAAACUUUACUAUUCCUGUAUAAAAUGCAUCCCCCCCCUUUUAUUCAACUCCUUUGCAUUUUGGGUUUUUGGACAGUGAAUACUUAAUACGAUUGAUAGCGUUCGUACUGGAAGUAAUUUUAUUAGUGGAUUGAGCUCUGUGUGUCUGUCAGUCUGUCACACUUUUUUGAAUCCUGCAUAUCUUUAAAAGUUCUUCAUACUUUUUCAUGAAACUUGAAAUAUGGACAGAUGGCAAUAUGGAGAUUAUGCAGGUCAUUUCAUUGUGUUCCUACGUCAAGAAUUCUGGUUUCUAUGGCAACAAAUAGACUAGAAAAAUUGCUGAAAAUGGUGGAGUUUUAUAGUUAGGGGACUUUUAUUGCUUGGCAAUGCUCUUGUUGUUACUGAUGUUAUCAUAAAAAAACUUGUAUGCACAUAAGCUAUAUGAAAUAAACUACAUAUACCAAAAACUUGGACUGUUAAA
Molecule: messenger RNA, 4852 nt
Organism: Dreissena polymorpha
Lineage: Eukaryota; Metazoa; Mollusca; Bivalvia; Myida; Dreissenidae
Product: 1,4-alpha-glucan-branching enzyme-like
Exons: 18
Coding region: 16-2268 (750 amino acids)
Biological process (GO): glycogen biosynthetic process
Cellular component (GO): cytoplasm
Molecular function (GO): 1,4-alpha-glucan branching enzyme activity; hydrolase activity, hydrolyzing O-glycosyl compounds; cation binding
Source: RefSeq, a predicted model, not a curated record